AUGCCGAGGGGCGGCGGCGUGGGGGCGGGUGGCGGUCCAAUUCCGUCUGGACCGGCUGGAUACCCCCAGCCUGGCGUUCCUGUGGCUACAGGCACCCCUGCCGUGGAGGAGCCGCAGUUCCUGUCUCUCUCCUCCAUCGUUACGCGACUGGUCUUGAAGGUGGGCGAGUACUCGUUGGUUAAUGUGCCCUCGCGCACCCUCUACGAGCGGCAGAUCGCCGCUGCCGCCUCGGCAGCCCGAAUGGGAGGUCCCGGCCGCACGUUGGAUGAACAGGUGCAGGCCAAGGACGAAAAUGUUGUGAACACGCUCCUCAAUUACUACAAGGAAGAGGGUGCCGUGCGGAUCAUCGGUGCCACAUCUCUCGCCUUCACCAAUGAUCUGUUCUACGGCGUCAUCGCCUCAAUCUCCUACGUCUUCUGCCGUAUGGUGCCCGUGUUGCUGGGCAUGACCUCGGGCGAGGACGUCGACUGGCAGAGCAGCUCCUUCAUGUCUCUCAUCACCUCGCACAGCAUCGCCAGCGCCGUCACCUACCCUCUGUUCCUCGCUUCCUACCAGGUUCGGCACCACGCCUGGACGGGAUUCUCUGGCCUCCUGCCCUCUGGCGAGAACUUCUACGGCAAGCUGAGGGACAACGUGGUGGCCCACUUGGCCGAGAUGGUCACCCUCCACACCAUCCGCCCGGCUAUUGUCGACACCUUGUAUGUAUUGUUUGGCGAGUGGCUCCUGGCGAAGGCCGACGGCGAGACGUUGGCCGAUCAGGCCGCGUAUCACGUGGGAAUCCGUGGCGUGCACUUCAUGGGUUCGCUCUUCGUUGGCCUCAUCCACCUGCCCCUGAGAGCACACCCCGACGCCUACGAUAGCUUGUGGGAUUGCAUCAAAAAGACUUGGAAGACGCAGGGUCUGAAGGGCUUCUACGGCAGCGCCUUCUGGUAUCUUCUUGCCAACAACCAGCUCAUCAUGCCAUGA
This is a messenger RNA of Acanthamoeba castellanii str. Neff, 966 nucleotides long. RefSeq lists its product as uncharacterized. The coding region runs from base 1 to 966 and encodes 321 amino acids. The record is from RefSeq and is a predicted model, not a curated record. The transcript has 6 exons. NCBI's taxonomy places the organism in Eukaryota, Discosea, Longamoebia, Acanthamoebidae.